This is a messenger RNA of Rhinolophus ferrumequinum (greater horseshoe bat), 479 nucleotides long. RefSeq names its product secretoglobin family 3A member 2 (gene SCGB3A2). Lineage: Eukaryota; Metazoa; Chordata; Mammalia; Chiroptera; Rhinolophidae. The transcript is spliced from 3 exons. The record is from RefSeq and is a predicted model, not a curated record. The coding region runs from base 86 to 364 and encodes 92 amino acids.
ACAGCAAGUGGAACACUGGCUCGUGGAUUCACUGGGUUUUCCAGUUCAAUUUUAAACUCCAAGUAAAUAUCAUAGAUAACCUGUCAUGAAGUUGGUCACUGUAUUCCUGCUGGUGACCAUCAGCAUUUGCAGUUACUCUGCUACUGCCUUCCUCAUCAACAGUGUGCCAAAUCCUGUCGGCAAUGUCUUACCUUCACCUCUGGAAGUUCUCGCCAUCCUGGAUCCAUUAAAGCUUCUUCUGAAAACUCUGGGCAUUUCUGUUGAGCACCUUGUGGCAGGGCUCAAGAAAUGUGUGGAUGAGCUGGGCCCAGAGGCUUCUGAGGCUGUGAAGAAACUGCUGGAGGCCUUAUCACAUUUGGUGUGACGGCAGGAUAAAGCAGGAGUGAAAGUGGAAGGAGGAUGAUGGCCUCCUCCUCCUUGGCUGAAACUCCUUCCAUCCUAAAAUGCAGUGACCCCUGAAAAGAAUGAAUAAAGCAAUG